Molecule: messenger RNA, 6796 nt
Organism: Sardina pilchardus (European sardine)
Lineage: Eukaryota; Metazoa; Chordata; Actinopteri; Clupeiformes; Clupeidae
Gene: letm1
Product: leucine zipper-EF-hand containing transmembrane protein 1
Exons: 16
Coding region: 330-2678 (782 amino acids)
Biological process (GO): intracellular monoatomic cation homeostasis
Cellular component (GO): mitochondrial inner membrane
Molecular function (GO): ribosome binding; calcium ion binding
Source: RefSeq, a predicted model, not a curated record
UCCUGAGAUGGCUCCAUGGCAUCACAUUGAACAACGGAGAACUACAAACUUCAUAAAUACUCCCUCUGUUGGUCGUGGGAGAUUCAGGAAAACGGAAGCAAAUGACUACUGUUCUUUUCAUUAAGUUACUUCAUUGCUUAAGUCACUGUGGAGGGGGAGCAAGGAUAUGGGGCAAGAACUUGAGUUUAUAACUGUUGGAGCUAACGUUAGCACUAACAUUAGUUAUCGCUAGUUAGCUGCGUCAGACCACAAUCUCCCUUUUUUUACGGAUAGAGCUAGUUCGCUAACCACCCAUCUGGACAGUUUUCAUACAGAGCAACGGAAUCAUAAUGGCUUUAAUUUUGUUUACGAGAUCUCGGGCUCCAUUAAUGAAAACGUCGAGGUCCUUAAAAAACGAAUUCAGAAAAGGGAAGUUCACAGAAGGUGCCUGUAUUAACUGCACAUCUCUUCGGCUAUCCUCUCACAGUCCCGAUGUCCUCCGAGGUGGCCCCGCGUCUCUGGCCCCGUCCUGCAGCCCCGACCCUUUCUCCGCGUGGAUGUCGACGCGCGACAGCUACUCCCAGCGCUCGCAGCGCCUCUACUGUGCCGUCCUCGUCUCCCCCGACCCUCCGCCGCCGCUGCCGCUGCACGGGGCGUCGUGCGUCCGCUCGCGGCUCGCGCACACACACGGGCGCCACCUGCCCGUGCGGUGGGUGCACACGAGCGCGCGCCGGCGCGACGACUCCAAAGUCGAGCGCUCGCUCAAGUCGCUGAAGGACAAGAACAAGAAGCUGGAGGAGGGCGGGCCGGUCUACUCGCCCACGGUGGAGGCGGCCAUCCAGCGGCGGUCGCUGGGGCAACGGGUGCUCGACGAGGUCAAGCACUACUACCACGGCUUCCGGCUGUUGUGGAUCGACACGACGAUCGCCGGACGCAUGUUGUGGAGGGUGCUGAACGGACACGGGCUCUCCCGGCGAGAGCGGAGACAGUUCCUGCGGACGUGUGCAGAUGUGUUCCGACUCCUCCCCUUCCUGGUGUUCAUCAUCGUUCCCUUCAUGGAGUUCCUGCUGCCUGUGGCGCUCAAGCUCUUCCCCAACAUGCUGCCGUCCACCUUUGAGACACAGUCCAAGAAGGAGGAGCGGUUAAAGAAAGAGCUGCGAGUGAAGUUGGAGAUGGCCAAGUUCUUGCAGGACACCGUAGAGGAGAUCGCCCUCCGCAACAAAGCAUCCAAAGGCAACGUCACCGAGGAGUUCUCCACAUUCUUCCAGAAGAUCCGUGACUCUGGCGAGCGGCCCAGUAACGAGCAGAUCAUCCGCUUCUCGAAGCUGUUUGAGGACGAGCUGACGCUGGACAACCUGACGCGGCCCCAGCUGGUGGCGCUCUGCCGUCUACUGGAGCUGCAGUCCAUCGGCACCAACAACUUCCUGCGCUUCCAGCUCAUCAUGAAGCUCCGCGCCAUACGCACCGACGACAAGCUGAUUGCAGAGGAGGGAGUGGACAGUCUGAACGUGAAUGAAGUGCAGGCUGCGUGUCGUGUCAGAGGAAUGAGGGCACUGGGAGUGACGGAGGAUCGCCUGAGAGAACAACUCCAACAGUGGCUGGAGCUACACCUGGAUCAGCAGAUCCCCACAUCUCUACUGCUGCUUUCUAGAGCCAUGUUCCUGCCGGACACACUCUCACCUGCAGACCAACUCAAGACCACACUACAGAACCUGCCAGAGAUAGUGGCAAAGGAGGCCCAGGUAAAGGUGGCGGAGCUGGACUUCUCCAAAGUGGACAACAAGACCAAGCUGGAGACCACGCUGCAGGAGGAGCGGGCCAUCCGCCAGGAGAACCGCGAGAGGGAGAUGGAGAGGCUGGCCGACGCCGCAGAGAAAGCCGCACGGGAGGGUGAACUGGAAGCAGAGGUUGCUAGGCGACAGCAGUUGGAGGUGGAGCAUGCUCUAUCCAGCGUUGAUCAAGCCAUCCACUCAGAAACACUCAAAGACACGGCACCCGCACUGGAGGGCAUCAAGUUUGAACAGUGGCAGAAGUAUCUGCGCAUUCAGGGAGAGGAGAUCACUAAGGAGGAGAUUGACAUGCUGAGCGAUGCCUGCACCAAACUCAAGGAGCAGAAGAAGCUGCUGACCAAAGAGAAGGAAGAGCUGGAGGACCUCAAGGAGGACGUAGAGGAGUACAACGAGGACCUUGAGGAGAUCCGUAAGGAGCUGUCCAAGACGGGUCAGGAGCGCGUGGUGGAGGAGUCCAAAGCCAGCCAGCGACUCGCCAAGCGGGUCAACCGCAUGAUCGGCCGCAUCGGCAAGAUCAUCGGCGAGCUGGAGAAGGACAAGGUGGUGCUGGACAACCAGAUGGACAGUGGGACCAUCCCCCCUAUUGGAUUAUUCUUUGGUCGGUCUGGAGGCUCUCAGAGGGAGAACCUGAUCAGCAUCGCGGAGCUCAUCGCCAUCAUGCGUCAGAUACAGAACAUUCCGGAGCAGAAGCUGCUGAGAAUCGCCGACGCACUUGACGAGAACAAGGACGGAAAGAUCGACAUUGAUGAUGUCAUCAAGGUGGUGGAGCUGAUCGAUAAGGAGGACAUCGACAUCUCCACGGAUCAGGUGGCUGAGAUCAUGGUCAUGCUGCAGAAGGAGGAGCAGCUGGUGAAGCGCGAGAAGGCCAAGGAGAAGGCGGAGAAGGAGGCCGCCGAGCUGCAGAACUGAGGCUGGCCGCCCCGGUGAGCUCCGAUGCAGGGAGAGGACCGCUGCAGACCCCCCCCCCCCUCCCGCCCCCUCAGCCAUCACCACCAUCUUUCUCGUAAACCACCAUCCUGAUCAGGCCCACCACCUCGACAGCAAACGUCACCGCCGUCAAGCACAGCCACCACCACUGGGUCUGAAUGGAUGCAUUCUUUCUGAUCUUGUUUGUAAACUAGAACUAGACUAAAGAGUCAGAGAGAAAGAGAGAGAGAGAGAGAAAAGUUAUUUGAAGUAACAGGAAUGACCUGUGUUUUUCUUUUGCUUCAUAGUGUUUGAGACUUAAAUUCUCCCUGGAAGUAAAAAAAAAAAAGAAAGAAACUUAACAAAUAAAUGCACAAAUUAGGAACAGAACUUUGUUCUUCUACGCCAGAAUAGGCUCUUUUGCAAUUGUGUUUAAUUGAAAAAAGAUUUGAUUAUUUAUUGUAACUAAAAGUUAAUUUAAUUUUAAUUUUGUUUUGUUUCUACUCUGAUAUGCACCUUUGCUAACUAGAACAACACAACCAAACAAAAAAAAUGACUUACAAUCAUUUAAUUCAAAGAUAAUUACAAUGAUUUCUUCUGGACUUGGGACUCUAUGAUGAGUCUUGAAUAACCUUAAAUAACCAACCAUUUUCCCCGAUGCGAGGAGAGGAGAGGAAAGAUGGAGACCAUCUCUUCUGCACUUUUGCACAGAAAUCACACCAUCAUUCAUCAUUCCACUCUCCUCUGUUCAUUUUACUGUUCUCCAUGUUUCGUUUUUAGUUAUCUGUUCUUAUUUCUGGGUCAUUAACUGAUCAUAACACCAGGCACCAUUCUUGAAUGUACAGUGAACGUUGAGGGGGACAGCAUACCGACGUAUGCUACAAGUGUUAAUCAAACAACCAAAGAGAUAAGAGGUUUUUGUAAGUUUUUGUGUGAUAUAUAAAAAUUACGCACAGAUGGCAGAGUCUCGAUUAUGCCAAAGUGGAGAAAGAGACUGUUCGGCUACGCGACUGAAGAGGAGACUAGCGAAGCUUUAGCUGUAGACCGUUACUGACUGACUGACUGACUGACUGACUGACUGACUGACUGACUGGCUGUCAGACUGACUUGUUGAUUGAUUUGGUUCAUCAAAUCAAUUCAUUAAAAAAAAAAUAAUAAUAAUAAUAAAAAAAAAUACCUGAGGCUUGUUACCUCUGAGCUUUUAACAUGUGUUGGUUUUGGCCAAUGUGUAUGAUGAGGCCUUUAAUAGAACUGCAGACGUAGACAUGUACCCACAUCCACAUGCAGUCUCUCUCUUACACACAGACACACACAUACUGUAUGUGCACACACAUGCAGUCUCUCUAACACAGAGACACACACAUAUGUGUACACACAGAUACAGUCUCUCUCUAACACAGAGACACACAUAUAUGUACACAAACACACACACACACACACUCACUCAAGUGGUAUUUGGAUCGGAGUGAAGUAAGUUAUACAUAAACCCAUGCCGCUCUUAGACGAGUCUUGCUUGCACUUACACUCUCUCUUCCUCUUUCGUACUCUAUCUCAAUCUUUCACACACACACACACACACACACAUACACACAGUGACCUUCCUUUGAACCAUUGCAGACCGCAGAGACGCCUAGUUUAAGGGUUUGGGUGGAUUUCAACUGAACACACCCCUGUGUGGCUACCAGGAAAGGGUGUGUGUGUGUGUGUACUCAUGCACUCCAAGCAAGCGCCUUGGAUGAACGAGGUGUGCAGGGACGAUAUCAACUUUAAGCCGUCCCUGGAAUCUCAGUGUUUUGACGUUCAGGACAGAGAGUUUGUGUAGGACUCAGAGUGUGUGUGUGUGUUUGUGUCUGUGUGUGUGUGUAUAUAUGUGUGUUUCUGUCCUGGCCCAGACGGGUAAGGGUAGGCUGGGUACAGUCAGCUUGAUGGCAGAGUAAACAGUGGCCCUGCUUGCAGACAGACACACACACACACACACAUACGUGCUAGUGUGUGUGUGUUUGGAGUGUGAACUCAGUGGUUCAGAGGCACAGGGUACAGGAGUCUCAGCAUACAUCAUCUCCAACAUUAAACAUGCCAGCAGGAGACUCCACUCUGCCCCUGACCAGAACCCUACACACACUGUCCCCGAACUGACACCGCGUCUGCUCUCUGUUAGAGUGUGUGUGUGUGUGUGUGUGAGAAUGAGAGAGAGAGAGAGUGUGUGUGAGAGGGGCAGACAGAGAGAGCGAGGGACGUGAGAGUAUUUGAAGAAGUGCAUAAAAAGAAAGACUUUUUGAUGGAGAGAAAAAAGAAAGAAAUGCUAAUGUACGCGUGAUCGGUACUGCCAUGUACUGUAGGCCUUCUUCACCUGCCAUGCAAUAAUGAGUUGCUCUGUAUCCUGGUGUCUGCACUGGCAAGGCUUGACUGACGCAGCAGCACUCGUUCUUAUUGUCUAAUUGCACUAGAGUCUUGUAGAGCUUUGCUGAGGAAAUCUUGAUGUUGACUCAGGUAAUUACUGUAAAACCCUGAAGGGUAGCUUAGGUGGUGUUGGAGGGAAGUGGGGUGGGGUGGGGUGGGGUGGGAGCCGGGCGGGGGUUGCAUUCAAAUGUAAAGAGGCGAAGGCAAAGAAGACAACAUCUUUGUGUACAGUUCCUCACAGGCAAAUAUCUCACAAAAGCACAUCAAUUGUGCAUGGGUUUGAUCGAUCGACCCAUCAAUUGACAGGUGUGUCAUUGAAACAGCUCCAUGCGUUCCUGCUAAAGUGCUAUCCAGACCACUUAAGGUUCCUUCUUAAGGAACCUGACCUCCAAAUUUCCUUUAGGGAAGAGGCCAUUUAUUAGCAAGGUGUUAAGGCAGGUCCCUCUAACUCGGUAUGUUUCAGAGCAGUGUGGAAUGCCUACUCCAUCAACUGCUUUGGAUGACGGACAGUCAAGAAAGCACUGCAUGCACAGAUAGUCAGACAGACAGCGUCUCUUCAGUGCUGUGCCAUGGAGACUCUGAGAAAAGUGAUUUAUAAAUAGUCCCGACAAAAUUCAGCCUUAGUGGCUGGCUUUGUAUCUGCAGCAAUAACACUUGUAUUCAGAAGAAUCCAUUUACUAAGAGGUAGUGUGUGAGUGAGUACUCAGUGUAUGUACUCAGAUCCAACAGUUGAAGUGUGAAGUGGCUUUUAUUUCCCUCUCCAGUGUAAGGUGUCGAGCAAGAAUACCUCAGGUUGGGUAUACAGGUAACCCGAUGGUGCUAUGAAAUGCAUUUCAGGUUGCUUGUCUCUAUUGACAAGCUUUGGAAACUUAAUCAUCUCACCUGUUGUGCAAUUCAGAUGCAGCUUGCUUUCAGCAGGUGUAAGGGACUGUUUAGGAGCGAGAAUGUGUUAACUUUGAUGUUCACUUGACAAUAUUGUCAGUUUGGUGCAUAUGGGAUUGUGUGUGUGUGUGUGUGUGUGUGUGUGUGUGUGUGUGAGAGAGGGAGAGAGGAUGCACACUUACACGACUCCAGCUCAGAUUUCAGGACAGCCUAGUGGCACAUCAUUCAGCUAAUGUUUGUCCAUUGUUUCUGUACUCAAUGACUCCUUUAGCAGCUUCUUGUGUAAAUGCACUAAUGGGAGAGAGUGUUUGUGUGUGUGCAUGUGUGUGUGUGUGUGUGUGUGUGUGUGUGUGUGUGUGUGUGUGUGUGUUUGGGGGAAUCUGUAGGGCUUGUUGCAGCUGUAAAGACGCACCCUUGGCCAGCUAAGGCCAAAGAGACUGUCCAGCUAUGGCCAUGUGUAUAAACUGAGUAUUAACUGUUCUUAUUAAGAAGACAUUUAUGCCGUUUUUAAAUCUACGCUGUCAAUAUUCCUGAAAACAAAACAAACAAAAAAAACAAUGUAAUAUGUAUUUAUUUAUUUAAUUAUUCUGACGGCAAGUUUCGAUGCGAAGGGGAAAGGCCGCAGCUGAGUACUUAUUCAUAGCUAUAAGAUAAUUUUGACAAAUGAAAUGACGGUAGAUGUUUACUUGAAUCAGUAGAGAUGUAAAGAUAUGCAAGCUUUUCAUUUUUUUUGCAAUGAAUACUAUUUUUUUUCUUGUAAAUAUUGCACUCAUCUAAAAUACAACUAAAGGAGAUGGGAGAUGUUCAAUAAAAUUGGAUCUUUGUGUGAUGUACAUGAA